Anisakis simplex (herring worm) is the source of this 8931-nucleotide messenger RNA. The record is from the annotation of a GenBank genome assembly. Lineage: Eukaryota; Metazoa; Nematoda; Chromadorea; Rhabditida; Anisakidae.
AUGUAUGUAAUGUACAGAAAAUACUAUUCAUCGUUUGUUGAUGAAUGCGCAUUGGGCACACACGAAUGCGAUAGUAACGCCGACUGUGUGGACACAAUCGAAGGAUAUGCGUGCAAAUGUAAGCCUGGAUGGUCGGAUAUCAGUGCCGAUCCACUGAAUGCACCUGGCAGAAGCUGCAGAAAAGUGAUAAACGAGUGCGCUGAGGGUAAACACGAUUGCUCAGCGUCUGCGUCUUGUAUUGAUACAGCCGAAGCGUUCACUUGCCGAUGUCGUGAUGGCUAUCGUGAUGAAAGUCCCGAUCCAAAAUCGCAUCCUGGCCGAGUUUGUGUCAGAGCAGUAAUACCUGAACCACCGGAAUGUGAUGUGAAUGAUCCGAUGAGCUGUGAUAUUCACAAGAAAGAAGUAUGUCUGUUCUUGAAUGGAACCUACAAAUGUGAAUGUGCGGCUGGCUAUAAUCGAUUACCGGAUGGCAGAUGUUUGGUGAUUAAUGAGUGUCAAGAUAAACGUUUGAAUGACUGCUCGGAGAAUGCUGACUGCAUUGAUCAGGCAGAAGGAUAUUUGUGUAGAUGUCGAAGUGGAUUCGCAGAUUUGUCACCAGCCGGAACGAGAGGGCGAGUGUGCCGUGAACGCGUUAAUGAGUGUUCGAAUGCAAAGAAAUACAACGUUGAUUGUGAUAGCAAUGCGAUUUGCGUUGACACCGAAGAGAGUUACACAUGCAGGUGUCGUCCGGGCUUUGCGGAUAUUUCAAGUUCUUUCAAUCGUCUACCAGGACGACGAUGCGUUGAAGCGGUGAAUGAAUGUCUUGAUGCUACCCUGAACGAUUGCUCUGAGAAUGCGAUCUGUGAAGAUGCUAAAGAAGGUUAUAUAUGUACAUGCCGUAAGGGAUUUCUGGAUGCGUCACCAAACAUAACACAUUAUCCUGGACGUAUAUGCCGUAAACCGAAAGAACACAAAGAAGCUCAGCUCGAUCAGUUAUCGCAAACUCAAGUGGAUUCUUGUGAUCCAAAACGCCCGCGUUGUGCCACCAAUGAGAUUUGUACAGAUCGUAAAGCGAGAGGCCAAUUCGUUUGUGAAUGUGCACCGAAUGCAUUCAGAUUCACCGAUGGAACUUGUCGAUUGUAUUCGGCAUGUACCGGGACGAAUGAUUGUGAUAAAAAUGCAGUAUGUUCGAACGCAUUCGAUAGCUAUAAAUGCCAGUGUCGACCAGGAUUCAUCGAUGUUUCACCAGAUCCCGAGAAUAAGCCUGGAAGGAAAUGCAAAGAAUUGAUUAACGAAUGUGCGACAGGAGCAAGUGAUUGUUCACCGAAUGCGAAAUGCAUCGACUCGACGAACGGUUACAUUUGUGUUUGUAAUGAAGGCUUUAUCGAUACUUCAUCUCAAGCCCAACUCGCACCUGGACGGCGGUGCAGUAACGCAAGUAAUGAAUGUGCCGAUCGUUCACUGAAUACAUGCGAUGAGAAUGCGGAUUGUUUGGAUACACCCGAUUCAUACACUUGCCAGUGUUAUGCUGGUUUCGUUGACGUCUCAUCAAGUGCCAAUCUUCAACCGGGUCGUGUUUGUACGGUACAAACCACUUGUCCGAAGCAAAAAACCGAUUUGAUGUUUUUGAUCGAUGGUUCGGGUUCAAUCGGAUCGUAUGUUUUCAAACAUGAGGUNUUCGUUGAAUUGUUCGAUAUCGGUCUCGACCAUACACGAGUUGGAUUGAUUCAAUACUCAGAUCAAAUAAGACAUGAAUUUGAUUUGAAUCAAUACAGCGAUAAAGCUUCAGUUGUACAGGCUAUCUCUGAAGUGCACUAUCUCACUGGAUUGACCAGGACGGGUGCAGCGAUUCAACAUAUGGUAAUGGAAGGGUUUUCGGAGAGACGUGGCGCACGUGCCGAAAGCGAUGCGGUUGCACGGGUGGCGAUCGUGAUCACUGAUGGACGCAGUCAGGACAACGUCACCGAACCAGCCAUGUCGGCACGUCGACUGCAUGUGAACAUGUUCGCGAUUGGCGUUACUGAUCAUGUGUUAGCGUCUGAACUGGAAUCGAUUGCUGGAUCACCAAGACGAUGGUUUUAUGUGGAUCGUUUCAAGGAUUUGGAUACACGAUUGAGAUCCUUGAUUCAGAAGGCUGCAUGCCCAUCACCUGAACCUAAAGCAAGACCAACAUCCGGUUGUAGUGCAUCCGGACAGACUGGAUGUGAUCGCUCGGAAAAUGAAGUCUGCGUCCAAGAGAAUGGUGUCAGUCGUUGUCAAUGUCCUGAGGGAUUCGAGCGUCAUCCAGAGACAAGGGUGUGUGGUGGAGAGUUGUGCAAUCCACAAAUCACCACAUCAUGUCCGAAUCCUGAGAUAUGUUCGCUCACACCGCUAUCAAACUAUCGUUGCAAAUGUCCAGAUGGCUAUUCGAGAGAUCGUCGUACCGGAGUUUGCGUGCUUACAGUAAGGAAAACCGAGCAGAAUGAACCGAGAGUGUUACCGUCACACGAUAGCGAUUGCAAUAAUGGUGGUGUGACAUGCGCUCGAAAUGAGCACUGCACUCGUGACAAGGGUGGUAAAUAUCGAUGCGAAUGUUCGGUUGGGUACGAACGUAAUUCAAGAACAGGUGAAUGCACCAUACCGGGAUCGUGUGACCCGACGUUACCGAAUCCGUGUGACGGGCGAAAACGUGAAAAAUGUCUUCUUCAUUCAUCUGGUCAAUACCAUUCGUGCCAAUGUUCACAAGGAGAGAAACGGCAUUCCGUAACCGGAAUUUGUUUGCGUGAUGAAUGCUUGUUGGGCGCGCACGAUUGUGAUCAAUCUGCACAGUGUAUCGAUACGGACGAUGGCUAUUUGUGUAUCUGCAAGAAGGGAUUCAUUGAUCAGAGUGCUGAUCCAAUCAAUAAACCUGGUCGGUUGUGUAUUGCUGAAAAAAACGAAUGCCUUGAUGGUACUCACAAAUGCUCACCGGAUGCAAUUUGCACAGAUACAACCGACGGAUAUAUUUGUCGUUGCAAGCCUGGUUUCAUCGACUUCUCACCUAAUCCACAUCAAUUCGGUGGCGUUGUUUGCAAGAAGGUAGUGAACGAAUGUGCGGAUCCUUCAUUGAAUACCUGUCAUAAGAAUGCGAUAUGCAUCGAUACAGCCGAUUCAUAUAAAUGUAUCUGCAAAAAUGGAUUCAAUGAUUUGGACGAACUGCGUAAUCCAGGACGAAAUUGUGUGAAAGAAGAACAUAACGAUCGUUGUUCAGCGAAUAAGAAUGAUUGUGAUCGGAAUGCGAGGUGCAUUCCUCGAGGUAAUAAGGAUUACGUUUGUGCGUGUCAACCUGGUUUCCGUGAUAAGAGUCCUGAUGCAUCGAAGCCGGGACGUGUUUGCAUUCCACUGAUUCCGGAAUGUGACAAUCCAACGUUGAACGAUUGUGAUUCACCGGAUCGUGCGAUUUGCACAGAUACUGAUGAAGGAUAUUUGUGCAGAUGUAGACAAGGUUUCUUGGAUAUCUCACCGAGUAUCACCACUAAACCUGGCCGACUGUGCAAACCAUUGGAGAACGAAUGUGAGAAGGGAACAGAUGACUGCGCUCGGGAUGGCGGUAUUUGUGAGGAUACACCUGAUUCGUUUACGUGCAGAUGCGCGAUCAACUAUUUGGAUGUCUCAUUCGAUCGACAGAACAGACCUGGACGCAAAUGCAAACGACUUGUCGACGAGUGUCGAACCGGUCAGAACGAUUGUUCAUCUGAGGCAACAUGCACGGAUACAGAGGAUUCGUAUGUUUGCGCUUGUCCUGCCAAGUAUAUUGAUGUUUCACCGGAUACGGUCAAUAAGCCAGGCAGAAGAUGUCUUUUGAGGAUCAACGAAUGUAAAGAGAAUCGUCACGAUUGCUCUCCGAAUGCUGAUUGUAUCGAUACAGCUGAGUCAUUCCUUUGUAAGUGUCGCGAUGAUUUCGUCGACGAGUCACCCGAUCCUCGAAAUCGUCCGGGUCGUAUUUGUCGUCCCGCAUUGGUGGAUGAGUGUCGUCUGGGUAAACACGACUGUCAUUCGAAUGCGAUAUGUCAGGAUUUAGCACAAGGUUAUACGUGUCAUUGCAAAUCGGAGUUCAUUGACCAAAGUCCCAACCGAGCAUCAUUACCCGGACGCCUUUGUGUACCCAGACCUACACCUCCACCGGAUGAAUGCCGUGUCGAUAGUCUUAACUCUUGCAAACAACAGCUCAAUGAAGUUUGUCGUCUAAUCAAUGGUGUACCGAAAUGCGCAUGUCCAAUCAACUACAGUCGUGAUCCCAAAACAAAAGCAUGUUCAGUGAUCAAUGAAUGUGAAUAUCCACAAUUGAACGAUUGUCAUCCGAGUGCAGAUUGUAUUGAUCAGCCAGAUUCAUAUACUUGCAAGUGUCGUCAAGGUUUCAAAGAUGUUUCAGUGUCCGAUAAACCAGGACGAUUCUGUCAACCUUUAGUAAACGAGUGUCAGUUCCCUCAUUUGAACGAUUGUCAUCAGAAUGCCGAAUGUACCGAUCUUGAUGAUGGAUAUGAAUGUAAAUGCCAUCAAGGGUUCAUGGACCUGAAACCAGAACGACCAGGCAGAUUGUGUAAACAGAUGAUCAACGAAUGCGCUAAACCUGAACUCAACAGCUGCGAUAAGAAUGCCAAGUGUAUUGAUGAAGAAGACGGUUAUCGUUGCGAGUGCAAACCAAACUUCCUCGAUGUUUCACCAUCGCCAACAUUCCGUGGCCGUGCUUGUCGACCUAUCAUUAACGAAUGUGAUGAUCCAAAAUUGAAUGAUUGCGAUAAAAUGGCUAAAUGUACGGAUACAACAGAUUCGUAUCUGUGCGAGUGUCCUGCGAAUUCAAAAGAUAUCUCACCGAAUCCCGCAUUCCCAGGACGUGUUUGCCUUGUUUUUGAAAACGAGUGUUUGAAUGGUAAGCACGAUUGCGAUCCGAAUGCAAUCUGUCGCGAUAAUGAGCAAUCGUUCACUUGUGAGUGUGCGAAAGGAUACACUGAUCGCUCACCGAACAAAUACAAUCGGCCUGGACGAGUUUGCGUUCAGUUAGUGGACGAAUGCGCAACCAAUCGUCAUACGUGCAGUGCCCAAGCUGAGUGUCGCGAUCUGGAAGAAGGUUAUACAUGUGAAUGUAAAGACGGUUACGUUGAUCGAUCACCAAAUCUACUCACGCAACCUGGUCGUGUCUGUGGAUUGCCUGAAGUGUGUCCACCGAAUCACGAUUGCAGUUCAGCAGCAGUUUGUGAGCCACUUGGUGGUAAUAAUUAUGAGUGCACGUGUAUUCAAGGUUACGUUGAUCAGUCCCCAGAAGGGAAGAAAGGUCGAAUCUGUGUUCGCAGUCAUCCAUGUCAAGAUCCGUUAUUGAAUGACUGUCAUCCGGCAGGCACGUGUCGUGCAACUGGUGCGCAGACGUACACUUGCGAAUGCUUGAAAGGAUACGUGGAUCGUUCACCAGACGUAAGCAGUAAACCUGGCCGAGUGUGUGUUCUCACCGAACCAGUUUGCCUUGACGCCACUCAGAACGAUUGUCAUCCAGCUGCGAUUUGUAGUGAAACUAGUUCUGGUGACGAUAAAUACACAUGUAGAUGUCGUGAUGGGUACAUUGACCAGUCGCCUGAUAAAGUAUCACGUCCUGGAAGAAUCUGUGUUGAAAUGAUAAACGAGUGCUUGGAUCGCUCGCUGAAUGAUUGCGAUCCACUUGCCGUUUGCCAGGAUCUACCCGAUGGAUACACUUGUCGAUGUCCUGUUAAUACCGAGGAUCGAUCGCCGGAUCCGAGCCGGCCCGGGCGUCGUUGUUAUCAGCAGGUGAACGAGUGCAGAAAUCCAUCGUUAAACAAUUGCUCUCGUUUCGCCGAUUGCGUCGAUCGACCCGAGGGAUACGAAUGCAGAUGUCGCGAAGGAUAUCAUGACGAUAAUCCUAUCCAUCCGGGCACCGUAUGCAAUUACAUAAUAAAUGAAUGCGAGUCAUCAAAUCUGAACGAUUGUGAUCGUCGUGCAGAAUGUAUCGAUCUAGCUGGUGGUUACGAGUGUCGCUGCAAGGAACCGUAUCGAGAUGAGUCUCCGCCAGGCCAGCCGGGUCGUAUUUGCAGACUGAACGAAUGUCUUGAUGUGAAUCUGAAUCAUUGCGAUAAGAAUGCUGAAUGCGAGGAUCUUGAUGAUGGCUACGUGUGCAGAUGUAAUCAUGGCUUUUACGAUAACUCACCCAAUCCUCUUGAACCCGGACGUGUGUGUGUUGAUAUUUGCGUUAUAGAAUUCCAAAAAGAGCAUGCAAAUCGAGUGAUUUCGCAAGAACAAGAACGCCAGCAACAACAAGAAGAGCAAACUCGAGUUGAGGGCAUUCCAUGUGGUCGUAACAAUGUUUGUUUGCUGGCCAGGAAUGAAGUUUGUGUUGGUGGUGUUGAGUGCUCGUGCAGGCCCGGUGAGGCGAGAGCGAGCAGUGACGAUCGCUGUCAAGCUGUUCACCAAACACCGCUCACUUUACGUAUUCUCACACGUGACGAUGAACCGUUGAUAUACAGCAGUGAAUACGGUAACAGUGAUAGUGUUCCAUAUAUCGAGAUCACUGAUCUCUUCUCAAGAGAUAUCAGUCGAUCCUUCGGCGGCACCGCCUAUGCUCCACGAUAUGUAACCACUGAAGUCAAUUACAUAACACAUCCAAAGACCGUCAACAGUUCAUGGCCUGACGGGCUAUUGUUCAACUUCACAGUUGCUACAAGACCAAGUCAGCAGGAUGUGGACGCAUGUGACCUGUGGGAUCAAUUAAUGUUAUCACUGCAGCGCUCGAAUGGUGCUGUCGGUGGUGGUUCCCUUCAUAUAGCACCCGAUGUUGAGCAACUUAAUCCAUGCCAUAAGCAGUUGCCGCACGGCGAUUCAUGUGGCCAGAGCUGGUGUAAUAGUGACUUAGGAGAGGUAUGCAUUGCCGGAUCAGUAUGUGGAUGUCCACGUGGAGAAAAGCGCGUAUCAUCAAGUGAUGUGUGUCAUGCAGUCGAAUCAUGGAAUGUGCUUCUGUGGGUGAUCCGGAGAGGUGCGGAAAAUAUCGUCUACAACGAAACAUUCGCUAAUCCGGUCGACUCUCUCAAUAAGGAAUACGUACGACUAUUCGAGAGUGGUGUGGCACAGUGCUAUCCACAUACAGCGCUUAGAGGUUCAUUCGUGUCAGCUGAGGUUAACGAAAUAAUUGAUCCAAUGAAUGUGAACGCAAGCUGGAAUACGGGUAUACUGUUCAACUGUACGGUGUAUUUCCGUAAAGGAGCUGUACAGACAUCAUCAGAUGCCUACUAUACUCUAAUCAGAUAUAUAAUCGAUCGUAAUAACUACCAGAUUGGUGAAUGUGGCCUCUACAUAAAUCCUUAUCAAUCGGAUCCAUUCAAAGCCUGUUUCAAGAAUAAUUGUCAUCCAAAAGGUUUGUGCAUUGACACGGGACCGAAUGCGUACAGAUGUGAAUGUGGUCCAGGAUACAGAGAUCUAAAUCCAUCAGAUCCGGGUCAUCGUUGUUUGCCGAAUAUCGGUUACAACGAAUGCGAACGCAGGGAGGACAACGAAUGCUCCGAGAAUGCGCGGUGUAUUGAUCAGAAUUUUGCNUCGUUCACGGACGCCUCUCCGGCAGGUUCAGUCCCGGGAAGUGUUUGUGUGCUCGACUAUUGUUCAGAUGUAAACUUCUGUCCUGCAAACACCACUUGCGUGAAUCUCGAACAACAAGCUGAAUGCCAGUGUGAACCAGGAUUUGUGGACAUUCGCAGAAGUGAAAAACGAACGCAACUGUUGAAACAGUCCGAGACGUUGUGUCUGAGGUUGCGUGAUGUGGAUGAGUGUGCACUUGGCUUAACGAAUUGUUCGGGUGUAGCCGAAUGUACGGAUAAGACGAUCGGUUACGAUUGUCGUUGUCCAGAGGGUUAUAUCGAUGGUAAUCCAGACGAACCAGGUCGUGUGUGCGGUGCACUGUUGUGCGAUUUGUGCAAUCAACAUGGUGACUGUGUUCACAAUGCAUUAACCAACAAUAUCACUUGUGUUUGUUCGGAUGGAUGGAGUGGCGAGUUCUGCGAUGUGGCUCCUUCGAAUGCAUCACUCAUACUACUCAUCAUUCUAGCCAUUCUCUUCCUUUUGCUCACUUUAUGUUGUUUGCUGUAUUUCUGUACCAAAUGCGUAUGCUUCAAAGGACGCGGUCUAUUCUAUCGUGAGCCGUACACAUAUCGUAAAGGAGUUUGGCCAUGGUCUACACUUGAAGCAUCGACCUCAAGUGAGAGUGGUGCCGACUUUUCGGCAAUGAGUGCUGCUGGUCAUGACUAUUAUCCGGAAAUCGGUAUUCCUCGUGCUAAACUGAAGUCGGGAAGUGCGAUGACGGAUUCGGAUCACCAUCAAGCGUCCUCACUUGAAGUGGCACGACUGCAGAAUUAUUUGGAUGAUGGUGUUCGUAUUCCAAGAGUGCGAAUUGAUCGAGAGGAUGACGGUUACGAUGCCACAUCGGUGUCAUCUUCUGAGUACACAAUUCGUGAAGAAGUCGAAAGACGUGUCAUCACCGAUGUCACCAAGACUGAAACACGCAAAACGACCACUCAAGCUGACGUUCACGGCAGCACCACCGCUGAAUUCCACGUCUAUCCGCCGAUCGAAGCCGAAUCUGAAUCACAUUCGUCGUCACAGAGUUGUUCGUUUUUUCAGAUGGCAAUGAGGAGUGCGAGAAGUGCCGAGGAACAGGAACGAGGCGAAAGUGUUGCAGAAUUCAGCAUCGGAAAUGCAGCACGUCACGAAUGGAACGGUGCCGGUAAUGGUGGUGGUUACGGUCAUCGCAUUUCACAGUACAGUACAACGGAUCGUGAUCUGGAGUCGAUAGCGAGUGGAUCAAUAGCUGAUGACGAGAUAUACGAUCGAAAGACUUUGGUGAAACGAUCACACGAUUAUGAGCCGAGUAUGCAUGGAGGCACAGAGAGAUAUCGUACAGAAGUGACAACGACCACGAAUAUGAGAGGAAUGAAUAAUUUUUGA